GCUGUAACACGCAUACCACACCACACACUACACAACAUCAUACGACGCGUCCGAAAAACGUAAACGUGUUCCAUCUCGCUCUUGCCCUCAGCGUUCCGCUAUUUUACAUUUCUGUCACGCACAGCCAUGUAUUGCGUCGUGGAUGUGCAUGCAUUCAUUUAUUUUUAUUAACGCUGUUUCCAGCGUCUUUCGCUUUCCAUUCCGGCAAAAACACCGGUUGUGCCUUUUCUUCUGGUUUGUGCUGGAUUCUUUCUCAUCGCGCGUCGUUGCAGCGUCGUGUACCGCUCAGCAGUACCUAACAGUGUGUCAAAUUAUUUGUUUGUUCUCCUAAAGCAAUACUCCCAGCCAUGUCUUGGUAUUACACGCCCCACCCCACCGUCGUGCCGGCAGAAGAUUUCGAUGCAUCUGCCGAUGCAAAUGCGCUAAGGAAAGCGAUGAAAGGUUUCGGCACGGACGAGCAGGCGAUCAUCGACAUCCUGUGUGCGCGGUCCAAUGCCCAGCGACAGGAGAUUGCGGAAGCGUUCAAGCGUGAGUUGGGCAGAGAUCUGAUCGACGAUCUGAAGUCGGAACUGGGUGGCAAGUUUGAAGAUGUCAUUCUGGGGCUUAUGCUACGCCCGGAAGCCUACCUGUGCAAGCAACUGCACAAAGCGAUGGACGGCAUCGGCACCAAUGAAAAGGCGUUGAUCGAAAUCAUUUGUCCGCAGACGAACGAUCAAAUAAAGGCGAUCGUCGACUGCUACGAGGAGAUGUACGACCGUCCGUUGGCCGAGCAUUUGUGCAGCGAAACAUCUGGCAGCUUCCGACGACUCCUGACCAUGAUCAUUGUCGGCGCCCGCGAUCCGCAAGGCACGGUCGAUCCUGAUCUUGCCGUGGAGCAGGCGAAGCAACUGUACGAUGCCGGUGAGGGUAAGCUCGGUACGGACGAGGAAGUGUUCUACAAGAUCCUUGCCCAUGGCUCCUUCGAUCAGCUGGAGAUAGUGUUCGAAGAGUACAAAAGUCUGUCGGGACGUACGAUCGAGCAAGCGCUGAAGGCGGAACUCAGCGGCGAACUUUACGACGCACUGAGCGCGAUCGUGGAGUGUGUACAGAUGGCACCGCACUUCUUCGCCAAACGGUUGCACAAGGCGAUGGAUGGUGUCGGCACGGAUGAUGCGACACUGAUUCGUAUUAUCGUCUCGCGAUCGGAGAUCGAUCUGCAGAACAUCAAGGACGAGUUCGAGCAGAUGUACAACAAGACGCUCGUCAGUGCCGUACGGAGUGAAACUUCCGGUGACUACAAACGGGCCCUUUGCGCUUUGAUCGGAAACGCUUGAAGAGGCGGCUGCAACUGCAUCAUGACGAAAUUGAUUUCUAACGUUUCGAAUCGUAUUACAUCUAUUCUAGAAGUUCACGCAAAGAGCAUGCCUUUAUAUGGUCGGGUUUCGUGUAUGUAUGUGUUUCGGUGUCGAAUCUCUUGUUCAACAAUAAAAACAAUUAAUCACGUCUUAUCGCAAACAAAAA
This is a messenger RNA of Anopheles stephensi (Asian malaria mosquito), 1500 nucleotides long. Its product is annotated as annexin B10-like. The transcript is spliced from 4 exons. Lineage: Eukaryota; Metazoa; Arthropoda; Insecta; Diptera; Culicidae. Bases 348 to 1313 code for a protein of 321 amino acids. Gene Ontology annotation, molecular function: calcium ion binding; calcium-dependent phospholipid binding. Gene Ontology annotation, cellular component: cytoplasm. The record is from RefSeq and is a predicted model, not a curated record.